This is a messenger RNA of Fonsecaea erecta, 2565 nucleotides long. RefSeq lists its product as hypothetical. The transcript is spliced from 3 exons. Gene Ontology annotation, molecular function: RNA polymerase II cis-regulatory region sequence-specific DNA binding; zinc ion binding; DNA-binding transcription factor activity, RNA polymerase II-specific. Gene Ontology annotation, cellular component: chromatin. Gene Ontology annotation, biological process: DNA-templated transcription; regulation of transcription by RNA polymerase II. Bases 1 to 2565 code for a protein of 854 amino acids. NCBI's taxonomy places the organism in Eukaryota, Fungi, Ascomycota, Eurotiomycetes, Chaetothyriales, Herpotrichiellaceae. The record is from RefSeq and is a predicted model, not a curated record.
AUGGAUUGUCGUUCGCCCGCCGGUGUGAAGAAAUGUCAAUUCUGCGAUCGACGGUUCACCAGAAACGAGCACCUUCGCCGACAUCAACGGCAUCACACUGGCGAAAAGCCAUUUCAGUGCCAUCUCUGUAACAAAUCAUUUGCAAGAAGUGAUGUCCUUGCUCGCCAUCUUCGGAAUCAUGGCCCAGAAAGCCAAGAGGACAAGGCAAAUGUGGAGGAGGUCCAAGAAGUUCAAGAUUCUUCCAUGAUGACUACAGAAGAAUCUGUGCCAGGGGAAUCCUUUGAAUUGCAGGAGGCAGACUUUGCGGGCAAUCAACGUGCUUCCGAAUUUGACCACGCUCGUGGUAUUGGUUCGUCUGUGGACGUCCAGGCUGGACCAGGCAUAAUAUCCAACGAGACUAUCAUUACGCACGCGAUGCAACUUCCGGCCUCGGAGCAGAUGCCGUCGACAGAGGCAUUUGCAGUCGCCUCUACUGGCUUUGAUCUCAGCGCAUUGUGCGGCUACAACCUUGACUUUCCUGCGGUCUUCGAAGCCCUCGAUAGAUGGAUCACGCCAGCGCCGACAGCAGACCACAGCCUGCUGGCCUUUUUAUCUCCGAGUAAGGAAAGCCCAGACGCAAUCUCAUUCGAUGCCACCUCUCGAGAGCUGUCGAAGCGCGUCCAGGAAGCAUGGCCAAGGAGACGCGCAAAUCCAGUCGUACGAGUGAUACGCAAUAUGUGGCGCUGCGCUGCGGUGCACACCGCCGACAACUUCUUCUCAAGCCCACCAGCCGCGGACCCAUCUCAGCCUCGAAGUGCGGGCAGUUCAACCUCAAGGUGGAAUAUGGACGACGAAUGCAGAGCUAGGCUAAUGUCAGACUGCGAAACAAACCUCCUCCCAGCCGAGAGCUACACCGGCGGAGUUACCGCUCCGGGCUCACCUCACAUCUCCGUCCCUUCAGUUCAAGAAGAAGUGGAAGUGGAAGGUCUCUCACCUCAAGCGCCCCGGCUGCCGUUCCCGUCGACGGAAACGUUGGACAUGAGCAUCGACUUUUACUUCCGGCGGUUCCAUCCGGUCCUGCCCUUCUUGCACAAAGCCACCUUCGACGCAAAGUUGACGCCCAGCUGGCUCUUACUCCCCAUAUGCCUGAUUGGUUUGUCAAUCCUCAACCCUGGCGGAGCUGAAAAUAUCAUUCGACUGUAUCUCGGCAGGCUCAUACGCUUCAGCCGAUUGAAUCUCACCUAUAAAGGCCUCGGGAAGGGUGGAGCUCACCAACUCUUGACGUCCUUAGCGUCUGCACUUCUGGUGCUAUACCUGGGCCUGAGCUGCGAGAAAUUGGUCGACGAGUAUCAGGCCCACAUGCUGGCUAUACAGACGCUCUUCAUCGCUGACCGCCAUGGAAUGUUUUCGGCCCUCGAUGGCGAGACGGUGACAUUGGAUAUGUUUCAGAGUCAUUCGGACCCGGAAGAGCAGUGGAAGUCUUGGGCACGGGUUGAAUCUUUGAAGAGAUUGGUAAUAUGCUUGAUAUCUAUCGAUUCAGCUUACACGAGGAUGCUUGAUCUGGCCGCCAAUAUUGGGAUCGAAAGAGUGGAGUUGGUGAUGCCCUGUGAUUCGACAUUAUUUGACGCACCGUCGGCGACCGUGUUCUUCUGCAGAGUCGAAUUCGGGGCCUCGAUGAUCGCUCCCCAAGCCGAUCUAGCGGCAGCACCGGUAGGAGAAGGGCCUUCGAUUUCGACUUUCGAUGCCCUGGGCCUGAGGACUCUCCUCGAUGUCCUCUGCCUGCGCGAGGCGGCAUACCGGCAUAAGCUUCUCUCAAAGGCGAACUCUCCCUCCAGACCCACAUCCUUUGUUCCGUCACUAGUAUACGCACGGGACGAGAGUGCAUCGAACAUUGCUAGGGCUCUGGUAUCCAUUGCCACGACCAGGACGCCCCUGCUUCAACAAGAUGCGCCAGCAGCCUUGACAUGGAACCAUCUCUGCCUCCUGUUGUGCGCAGAUAUAGAUCGAGUCCAGACUGCGUGUGGCAGGACAGGUUUGGAGGCCGCACACAAGGCUAUGAAGGACCUCUUCCUGUGGUCGCAGACGCCUAGCGCACGUCGGGCCGUCCUCCACUCUGCACAGAUCUUCAACAUUCUAUCUCAACAGAGAGUUUCUGACUGCAAGACUCUGUUGCCGGAAUUGCUCUUGUCGAAUGCAGCCCUAGUUAUGGCGAUGUACGUCUGUGUCAGUCCUCAGAACAGCCAUUCCUAUGUCCAACCCACUGAGCUAUUGCAAAGACCCGAUUGGUGCAGCAUCGGCGAGGAAGGUUUCUGCCCGCCGUCUCGAAUCGAAGACCGUGAUGGCCUAGCGAUGUCCAUGAACAGCCUGAUCUGGAGAUUCAUUGUAGAGGGAGGAGCACUUACAUUCGGCGGCGAGACAUACUCUCCUGGCGCUGCAUCGGCGCGAAAAGUGGUGCUCGUCUACGCACAACUGGUUGAUGAGAUCUCUCCGAAGCCUGGGUCGGAUCACUCACGACUCCUCCGCACAAUUGGUGAUUUUCUGGGUGGCGCAGCUGAGCAACUGACAGCAGCGCUGGAUGUCGGCUAG